This is a messenger RNA of Caenorhabditis angaria, 1661 nucleotides long. The record is from the annotation of a GenBank genome assembly. Lineage: Eukaryota; Metazoa; Nematoda; Chromadorea; Rhabditida; Rhabditidae.
AUGUGUUGCUAUCGUAUUAUUUGUUUGUUUUUUAUUUUUUUGAGUAUUCUAGAGCUAAAUGUUUAUGCAACACAAACACGUAAGUUUUAAAUUUCAAAGAUCCUGAGGGGAAUUAAAAUUCUUUAAUUAUUUUAUGCAUAUUUUGAUCUAUCAACCCACUUCAAUUAUUAAAUUUAUAGCAAAAUGUGAAGUCAUCAACGUGGUGCCAGAUCAAAAAAGUGACAUUCUACUUCCACUAUCAGUUAUUACCGAUAUGGAUGCAAGAUCAAAACACAAAAAUAGUUGGUACAGCACAAUCAAAUAUGGAGCCCUUGCUUUCUCACAAGUAAGUAAUAACUUAUGAAGAAAUAAAUUUUCAUCAAUUUUUUUCAGAAUCGCACAUCCUCUUUCGUUCAUUGGAUCGGUUCAGUCAACAUCACAUCAAACUUCAAUUUCAAUCAAAAAUCAAUGGAGAUGAGUGACCUGAAAAUUUUCAACAAUCGACUUUUAUCAAUUGAUGACAAAAUGGGAAUUGUGUAUUGGCUUCGUAAUGGAACUGCGAUUCCAUGGGUAAUUGCUUCCGCUGGAGAUGGAUCUUCUAGCCAGCGUAUGUAAUUUUGCUUAAAAUUCUUUAGUCACAGACUGAUUUUUCUUUUAAGCCUUCAAAGGAGAGUGGAUGACAAUUCGAAACGGUGAAUUAUAUGUGGGAAGUAGUGGACACGAAGUUGUUAAUGCGAACGGUGAAUAUUUGAAUGAUAAUGAAAUGUUUAUCAGGGUAAUGAAUAUCCCACUCGGUCUCCACACACUGUUAUUUUUCAGAUAGUCUCUGCAAAUGGCGCCAUGCGCGCUGAAGAUUGGACAGCAAGAUAUGUCAAACUUCGCCGAUCCAUCGGAAUUCAUUUUCCUGGUUAUAUUAUUCACGAAGCAGUUCAUUGGUCUGAAAUCCAUCGGAAAUGGUUUUUCCUACCAAGAUAUUCUUCGAAACUUGCUUUCAAUCCAGCAACAUCAUACGAAACUGGAAGCAAUAUGUUGUUGAGUACUUCAGAUUGUUUUUGUGAUACAAAGGUUGUGAGGAUUGGAUCGCAGAAUCCGCAUAGGGGAUUCAGCGCGUUUCAAUUUGUUCCAGGUGAGUAAAGGAUAAUAGUCUGAAUUCGGUUUAAGACAUUUCAAUUAAUUAUUGAAAUAUAUUAACUCUAUUUAUACUAUUUUGAAACCACUUGAUUUUCAUCUAAAUAUGGUGACGGAGUGAAUAUUAUUUUGAUAAAGUUUAUUGAUGAAAAUAGGCACUCGACUGAUUUUUAAUCUAAAAUUUUAACCCCAAUAUUCGACCAAUUUUAGAUCAAUUAGAUCACAAAAGCAAGUUUUGAUUGAUUCGUGUUUAACAUUGACCCGAUUGGUUUGACAUUUUUAUUAGUUUUAGACAAAAUUCAUGUCUCAAUUUUCUCAAAUGUUCCUAACCUUAUCAAAAAUGAUAAUUUCCAGGAACAAAUGAUGAAAUCAUAACCGCUCUUCGUACCGAAGAAAUUCCUCAAGAUCCCGCAAAACCUUUCGAGAACAAACUUUUUGCCACAUAUAUUACAGUAUUCCGAAUCAACGGUGACAUUCUGUUAGAUGAUAUUCCAGUAGACACCGGAAUAAAAUAUGAAGGUCUCGAAUUCGCAAAUGUAUAUCAAUGUUUAUAG